Molecule: messenger RNA, 2749 nt
Organism: Aspergillus melleus
Lineage: Eukaryota; Fungi; Ascomycota; Eurotiomycetes; Eurotiales; Aspergillaceae
Gene: mvp1
Product: sorting nexin Mvp1
Exons: 5
Coding region: 293-2491 (732 amino acids)
Biological process (GO): protein targeting to vacuole; retrograde transport, endosome to Golgi
Cellular component (GO): endosome
Molecular function (GO): phosphatidylinositol-3-phosphate binding
Source: RefSeq, a predicted model, not a curated record
UGCUCGCUCGUCCUUAUCACUGCCUCCCUCACUCACGUACUGGGAAGAGCCGGUCCUUUUCCCUCUUGUGCUUCAUUCAUCGGAUCUGCUCGAGUUGCCAAUCGAUAUCUAAUCAAUCGUGUGCUGUCCUCCUCUGGGUGCUGUUUGAAUAGCUCCCCAUCCUUGGUGCUGUUCGCGUUGAUCCGUCCCAUCCCCCCAUUACUGUCCCCGAACUCCGCUCGUUGAGUAACAGGAGACCCGUUGGACCCGGCUCUUCGCUGCGUCGCUUGUUUGAACAUAAACACCACUCCUCAUGUCGUUAUUCGGCACAUCUCCGGAGGACUCUCCGGAGGUUCAAUCCGCCCAGAAAUCCAAGUCCUCCCUCUUCGCCGACGAACCCUUCGGUGGUGGUAAUUCCGCCCUGGGCUCGUCCUCGCUCUUCGCUGACGACGAUGGUACGAGCUCCCCCUGGAACAACAAUACAAGCAAACGAACCGCCCGCCAUGAGAUCGUGAAAACUUUACUACCCGAGUCCGAUGUUCCCGACAGCUAUAUUGACGCCUACGACCUAGUGCUGUCGGGUGGAGAUCGCGUCGGCGCCCGGGUGGGCUUGACGUCCGUUCGGGAGAUCCUGUCAGGCAGCGGGCUAAGCGCCACCGACCAGGCGAAGAUUCUCAAUCUUGUUGUUUCAGGCGACGGCGACGACGCCAAUGGCCUCGGUCGUAGCGAGUUCAAUGUGCUGUUGGCGCUUGUGGGUCUUGCGCAGGAGGGCGAGGAUUUGACAUUUGACGCGGUCGAUGAUCGACGAAAGAAGCUUCCGACUCCUCGGAGCUCAUAUCUGGAUAAGCUGCAGGCGAGACAGGAAUCUGCCACCUCCGACCAACCCGCCGAACGACCUGCCACACCCCCUCCCCGCUCAACGCAAAUCCAAGAGCCGAACUCCGCACAUUCCCGCAGAUCUGGUCGAGAAACAUUGGGUGGCCUAGAAUCAGACCCUUGGGGUAGUCCUCAGCUACACCGCGACCAUGCGCAUGCGCAAACUGACUCUAACAACCCCGUGUUGAACGGCUACGGGAGUGUGCGAUCGACGACGAACGCUUGGGCCAAUCGCCCUGGUGAGGAAAGCGGCCGCAGUGAUGUUACCUCGAGUCAUCGCGCGAAUGGGCAACCGGAUACGGGGUCUGCUGCGAGCAGCGCAGGGUUUGGCUGGGGCGAAAGCUUCGGCAAUCCGUCCGUUGGGGGUGGGCUUGGAGGCGGGCCUGUCCAAGCUGGACUUGGUAGCUUCGGUCCUUCGAAUAGUGACCAGGGGGGGUCGAAUUCUCGUCGCCGGUCCCUUGGCAUUGGCCGUGUGGCCAGUCCGCAUCUGGAGGAGUUGAUCACCGUCACCCUGCUACCGGAGAAAGAGGGCAUGUUUAUGUUCCAGCAUCGCAACUACGAGGUGAAAUCCGCUCGGAGAGGAAGCACCGUCAUCCGUCGCUAUAGCGAUUUCGUCUGGCUACUGGACUGUCUUCACAAACGAUACCCCUUCCGACAAUUGCCCCUUCUUCCCCCGAAGAGGCUCGCAGUCAAUGGCACUCACCUUGCAGCGGACUCUACAUCAUUUCUCGAAAAACGUCGUCGCGGACUCGUUCGGUUCACCAACGCCCUCGUUCGUCAUCCGGUUCUCAGCCAGGAACAGCUGGUCAUCAUGUUUUUGACCGUGCCUACGGAGCUUUCUGUCUGGCGAAAACAAGCUACGAUCUCGGUUCAGGAUGAAUUCACCGGCAAGGCUCUUCCUCCAGACCUGGAGGACUCGCUGCCGGCCAAUUUGACGGAUACGUUCGAAACGGUCCGAGGCGGUGUCAAACGGUCUGCAGAGGUCUAUAUCAAUCUCUGCACGCUGCUUGACCGCCUGGCUAAGCGCAACGAAGGGCUUGCCGCGGACCAUCUGCGGUUUUCCCUUGGACUGCAAUCCCUCACGGAAGUGACUCGUGACACCUACGCCAUCGACACCAACGACGUCCCUCUGCUUAACGAAGGCAUCAAAGCUACCGCCAGUCAUCUGUCCGCAAGCCAGAGCUUGCUCGAGGACGAGGCACGGGCCUGGGAGACGGGGAUACUGGAGGACCUCAAGCGUCAGCGAGACUGCCUGGUGAGCGUGCGAGAGAUGUUCGACCGACGCGACCGAUAUGCGCGCAGCAAUAUUCCACAGUUGGAGCGACGCAUCGAGACCAACGAGCGGAAGCUGCAAGACCUGCGGACUCGGCCCCAGGGCACCGUCAAGCCGGGCGAGAUUGAGAAGGUGGAGGAGUCGAUUUUCAAGGACAAGGAAUCGAUUGUACAGCAGCACGCACGCGGGGUGUUCAUCACGGAAUGCAUCCGCGACGAGCUGGUGUAUUUCCAACAGAGCCAAUAUCACAUCAGCCGCUUGCACCAGGACUGGAGCCAGGAGCGGGUCAAGUACGCCGAACUGCAGGCUGACAACUGGCGGUCAUUGAGUGAUCAAGUGGAGGGGAUGCCGUUGGGGGACUGAUUGAUUGAUUGAUCACUUCCUGAUUCGAGAAUUUCUGUUUUGUCAUCUGACGGGUCAUAUUUUUCUUUCCUUUCUGGUCUUGCUUUCGUCUUUAGGUUGUUUCUGCGUUUGACGGAGCCCGUCGUUGCUUUUCUGUGUGACACCUUAGCCGGAUAUAUUGUCGAGUGCGAUAUCAUUUUGGAGACUGUGAUCUAAAUGUGACUUUGAGUUUCUGAAGCAGCCAAACACCAGGUUACUCCAGGCUGCUUCUUGCUGUGA